AUGUCCCCAGCAUCUCCAGCCGAUACAUAUGAACAAUUCAAACGCGCUUUCCGAAAUCUUUUCCGGCGCCGGAAGUUCAACACCAACGUCCCUGCAGUCGUGAAGCCACAAGCGUCAACGCGUCCACUACGUCCACGAUCAGCCUCGGCCACCGCAGCUCCUGAAGUCUUUACCAGCCCAGAGAUCCCUUCAUGGCCCAUAUUCACGCAGCUACCACAAGGUGGCGGCCUCUACUGUGCACCCGUUGAGCUUCCUGGUUCGCUUGCACCCCUGCUCCAACAUCGUUCCAAGUCCGACGCAGGCCAGCCUGUAUAUCAUUCCGACCUCUUCAGCGAGCUGGACGCCACUUCAAUCAGACGAUUGAGUGUUAUUGGAAGCGAAGUGGCCGACGAUGAGGAAUUGGACGAAGCAUACAUGGAACUUCAAGCAGAGUUGAAUGCACAAAAAGCAUUGCAAAUGGACGAAGAACAAGUCACGCCAGAACAAUCCACACGACCAAUAGAUCAACAAUCCACAGAGGAACUCCCACACCCAGAAUCAGAACAGGCACAAGAUGACGCUCUUUUCGAGGAUGCCGAGGAGCAUCUUCCUCUUGAGCCUGAGGUCGAAGACCUUGUAAACCCAGCGAACAUUGCCCUUCCGGAAGGUUCAGACUCUGGUAUGUUUGAAUCUUUACUCUCGCGUUCAUGUACAAGCCUGACAGAUGUAGACCUUGAGGAAGAUAACUUCUCACUUGAAAGCGAGGCCGAGGAGCUAGCUAGAAAUGAUUCGGCAAAUGGCGGCAAGGUCUUCCACGAUGAUUCCAGCUCUCUCUACAGCACCGACGAAUCCGAAAACGAUGCGGAUUCUACUACAGACGCAGCUACCGUCUCCACACCUCGCACUGCUUCUUUGCUCAGAGCAGACAUGAUGGAGUACUUCGAUGAGAAGAUUCCAGUAUUUUCUGAACCUCCUCAGGUUCUGCCUCUCGUUCCUGCUCCUGGUAUGGCCGCGACUUCCGGGCCUCUCGAGGAAUUCUCUUGGUGA
This is a messenger RNA of Aureobasidium vineae, 1026 nucleotides long. NCBI's taxonomy places the organism in Eukaryota, Fungi, Ascomycota, Dothideomycetes, Dothideales, Saccotheciaceae. The record is from the annotation of a GenBank genome assembly.